AUGGCCGAAAAGACGGAGAAACGCACCUUCUCGGGCAAGGCGCUGUCCACCAACAAGUCAGUCAAUGCAAAGGAUGGCCAGGUCUCCCAACGGAUCAAGAACUUUUUCCGCAUCAACAGCAGCAACGACACCCGCAAGCUCUCCGACGAGGCAAAUCCCAAGAACGAAAAGUCGGGCUUCCGCCAGUCGAGGUUCAUUCCCCACAUCUCGCGCAAUCGCUCGCAGACUGUCGCCAGCGAAGGCAACCCCUUGGAUGACAGCGUGUCGCCUACCGCGCACGCCAACCCAUACUUCGCCCACCAAGGACCACCGGCCCUGCGCCAUCACAACGCCGGCAGUGUACCUCCAUCGCCUCCAGACACCCCUGAGGUGCCCAAGACGCAACUGAACGGCGCAGCGACUACCGACGAUCACGCCACGAAUGCUGGGAAAGAGGAAUUGGCUAGGAAACUACGAAGGGUAGCUUCCGCACCUAAUGCCCAAGGUCUCUUUUCCUCGGGGAAGAACACUGAGAGACCACAGACCGCAGAACUUGGCAAGCAGCCUGUGCUACACCACCCGAACUCGUCCACCUUGAGCAUGGUCGAGACAAAUUCGCAAGAUCCAACUCAUCUUCUACCAAUAGAAGCUGGCAAACCCAUACCCUCGGCAGGCCAAAUCCGCCAGUCUGUGGCUUUCAGGAGAACCUACAGCUCCAACUCUAUCAAGGUCCGCAACGUCGAGGUCGGGCCAGGGAGCUUCGACAAGAUCAAGUUGAUUGGCAAGGGCGAUGUUGGAAAGGUAUACUUAGUACGGGAGAAGAAGUCUAGCAGGCUAUAUGCUAUGAAGGUGCUGAGCAAAAAGGAAAUGAUCAAGCGGAACAAGAUCAAGCGUGCCUUGGCCGAGCAGGAAAUUCUGGCAACCAGCAACCACCCUUUUAUCGUUACUCUAUACCACUCUUUCCAGUCCGAGGAUCAUCUUUACCUCUGCAUGGAAUACUGUAGUGGUGGUGAGUUCUUCAGAGCGCUGCAAACACGACCAAACAAGUGUGUCGAUGAGGAUGCCGCACGCUUCUAUGCGGCUGAAGUCACAGCCGCCUUGGAAUACCUCCAUUUGAUGGGUUUUAUCUACCGAGACUUGAAGCCAGAGAACAUCCUUCUCCAUCAAUCUGGUCACAUAAUGCUGUCAGACUUCGAUUUGUCGAAACAGUCUGAACCCGGCGGUCGCCCGACCAUGAUUCUCAGCGGCCGAAGCGGUACAUCAUCAAACAAUCUGCCUACUAUUGACACAAAAUCGUGCAUAAACAACUUCCGAACCAACUCGUUUGUUGGUACCGAGGAGUACAUCGCGCCAGAAGUCAUCAAGGGCUGUGGACACACAAGUGCGGUCGAUUGGUGGACCCUUGGUAUAUUGAUAUACGAGAUGUUGUAUGGAACUACGCCUUUCAAGGGCAAGAACCGCAAUGCAACGUUUGCCAACAUUCUCCGGGACGAGGUACCCUUCCCGGAGGGUUCUGGCGCGCCGCAAGUAUCGAAUCUCUGUAAAGCAAUCAUUCGCAAACUCCUGAUCAAAGACGAAACCCGACGCCUCGGAUCUCGUGCUGGCGCUUCCGACAUCAAGACCGCACCCUUCUUUAAGACAACGCAGUGGGCCCUACUACGGCACAUGAAGCCACCGAUUGUCCCUCACCAGGGCCAAGGUAUCGAGACGCCCAACUUCCGGAAUGUUAAGGAAUCCCAUAGUAUUGAUAUUGGAGCUGCGAGGGUCCAGGGCGUCCCGCUAGAUUCAGGUCUCGCUACACCCAUGGGCGAACUUGCAGAUCCGUUUGAGGAAUUCAACAGUGUCACUCUGCAUCAUGACGGAGAUGAUCACCAUCAUCAAGAGAGUCAUGGGCAACGGUAG
Molecule: messenger RNA, 1881 nt
Organism: Alternaria arborescens
Lineage: Eukaryota; Fungi; Ascomycota; Dothideomycetes; Pleosporales; Pleosporaceae
Product: Serine/threonine-protein kinase
Exons: 4
Coding region: 1-1881 (626 amino acids)
Biological process (GO): protein phosphorylation
Cellular component (GO): cytoplasm; nucleus; plasma membrane
Molecular function (GO): ATP binding; protein serine/threonine kinase activity
Source: RefSeq, a predicted model, not a curated record